ACAUGGCACCACACUCGAAUCGAACAGACUCCUUUACGAACGAAGACUCGAAAGGAAAACCAGACUUGACCAAUUCAACAACACCACCACGCAACGUAACAUGGAUCGAAGACGUCUCAUGGGACUCAAGUCUACAACCCAAGGACUACGAGAUCCAAGGCACUCACCCUGACUCGAAGAUUCUAUUUCUUAACGUCAAGAUUCUUGACUCAACAGGCCGAGAACCAUACCUUGGAGAUGUGCUGAUCGAAGUCCCUAAUGUCGAUCAGCUCAGCAAAGACUCCAAAGUUCGGGUCUUUCAUGGCCGAGAACGCACCCUGAUAUCAGGCCUAGGUGAUGCUCAUACACACUUCACCUGGAAUGGAGGAGAUCUCGAUCGCUUGGGAGAGCUUGGCAUAGAAGAGCAUACUCUUCUCACAAUGCGAGGCGCGCAAUGCUUCAUCGAUUCAGGAUACACCAUGGACGCCAUCAACGCAGGCGAUAUUCCAGGACCGAGAUACCUUGCAAACGGUAAGGAGAUGGCUCGAAGGGAUGGCGAACUGGUCGCAGGCAUUACUGCUUUCGCCGAUGGGCCUGAUGAGAUGCGCGAGGUCAUUCGCCAUCAUGUGGAUAUAGGAGUCGACAAUAUUAAGCUCAGCAUGUCCGGCGAAGAGAUUAGAUCGGCUCAAGAUUGCUACUUCACCGACGAAGAGACAGCGGCGUGCGUCGAUGAAGCACACAAGCAUGGAAAGCGACUUUGUGCUCACGCUCGAGCUCGAGAUUCGGCANUUCGUCACGGUGUUGAAGCCAUCUACCAUGCCUCCUAUAUCGAUGACGAAGGUAUGCAGAUGCUAGAAGCCGCAAAGACCAAGCACAUAGUAGCGCCAGCUAUCAACUGGCUGAUCGCCACACUCAACGAAGCUGAAGCUUUCGGCUACAGCCAUGCGCAAGCCGAGAAAGUUGGGUACAAACGCGAGCUAGACGCAGCCAUCACAGGCCUCAGAGAGAUGCAUCGUCGAGGCAUAGUAGUGCUUCCAGGUGGAGACUAUGGCUUUGCGUGGACACCGCAUGGAACGUAUGCUCGCGACCUCGAGCAUUUUGUGAACCUCCUCGGCUUCACACCGCAUGAAGCCAUCAUCGCUGCUACAGCUGGUGUUGCUAAAUUGAUGAUGCGUAGCGACAAUCUUGGCAAGAUACAACCAGGAUAUUUCGGAGACUGCAUUUUGGUAGAUGGUAAUCCUCUUGACGACAUUACCAUCUUGCAGGAUCACUCCAGACUGAACAUCAUCUGUAUUAACGGCAGAGUCCAUAAAGCUGGACGGAAGGAGUACGUGCCUCCUCCAAUUGGAGGA
This is a messenger RNA of Aureobasidium musti, 1331 nucleotides long. NCBI's taxonomy places the organism in Eukaryota, Fungi, Ascomycota, Dothideomycetes, Dothideales, Saccotheciaceae. The record is from the annotation of a GenBank genome assembly.